GAGAGAAACAUUGAUGUGAGAGAGAAACAUAGAUCAGUUGCCUCCCUUCUUAUGCAUCCCGACUAGGUAUGGAACCUGAAACCUGGGUAUGUGCCCUGACUGGGAAUCAAACCCCCAACUAACUGAGCCACACCGGCCAGGGCUGGAGAAGGGCGAUUUUAAACCCAGGCUUGAAGGAGGGGGUCUUGGGGUACAUGGUGAUGGUAAAGGUAGGGAGCAGCAUGCAUAGUGGAAAGAGCAGUUGCUUUGGAGAGAGAGACAGUUGAGGGUAUGAACCUGGCUCUGCCACUUCUCAGCCAUGUAAUUUUUUGUGAAAGUAAAACUUUUUAUAACUGUCUGGUAGGGACUUCAACAAGUACCUUUUCCCUGUCCAUGGUGACAUUUGUCCAACAAAUGUCUGCUGAGCACCAAUCCUGUGCUGAGUCAUAUGCUUCACGCCAGGAACACAAAGAUGAGUCAGAAAUUAUCUAUUCCCUUAGGAAUUCCCCAGUCCAGUGAGAGCGAUGGACUCAAAGAGCAAAUUACAAAAAGAUAUGGGAAGUGCUACUGUACAAGUCAUACACCACUGGCAGUGAGCUCACGGAGGAGUAACUAAUUCAUUCUGGACAGAAAACUCAGGGCUAGCCUACCUCUAAAAAGAUGAGCUGAGACUAGGAUAGAGGUUUUGAUUACCUCCUCCUUAUUCUAUUUUUAACGCUUGUCUUUGCUCUGAUAGUCUCUUUCUUAAAAAAAAAAUCUUGGUGCAGUUGUGUGGGCAUAGUUUGUAAGCUGCCUCAAACUUAGAAGGAAGGUGUUAUAAAUAUAAUAAGCAUAACAGCUUGAACAUUAGUUGAGGAAGGCGUCGCAAAAGUUACACAGGGGUUGGACCUUGAGGGAUGAAAAUGAGCUCUCAGUGGUCCUUGGAUUAAAGGAUUCCAGCCAGAGGAAGCCCAUGUUCGGAGACAGGAAAACACAGCAGGUUCAAGGGCACGAAGGUGAGUUGGGUCUGGCUGGGUUGAAAAGUAUGUGGAGAGGGUGGUGUGCGGUGGAAUGAAGAGGGUAGUGUCAUCAGGGCCGGAUCCAGAAAGGCCUUGAGUGUCAUGUGGGGAGCUUGGACUUUAUCUCUUAGGCAGUGGGGGAGAGGUCAGAGGUGUACACCCUGGACUGUGGCACGGUCACCGUGUUUUAGGAAGAUCUCUUUGGUCGCUGUUGGAAGAGGGGCUGGAAGUUUGGGAGAUCACUGUGGGAGCCUGGGACCUGACCUCAGACAUAGGCAGCGAGAAUGGGGGAGGAGAGGUAGAUAUUCAGAUAAAAACAUCAUAGGUCUUGAUGAUUGGUUACUGAAGUGAUAGUGAAGGAGCACAUUGUGGUUUCUGCUUUGAGAAGCUAUGUUGAUGUGGCUGAAAUCAGGCAUCAGGAUGUUUGGGGCAGGGCAGUAAUUAACGUUCUCUCAGCUAUGGAGUAUGGGAGCUCUCUGGGAUGCCCAUAAUGGAUAGUUAGGUAGAAGUUGCUGGUAGACAACUGGAAAUGUGUGUGCUGGUGAGGAGAGAGGAUGGGGCUGACACCCCUACUUUCUUCGGGCGAACACUGAGGAUCUACUGCGUGCAAAAGAUACCAAUGAGAUGUAGUUCCAGCCUCAGAAACUCACCCUCUGAGGCUAUGGACAUGGAUAGGCUGCAGUACAGAGUGAUUCUGAGUGUUGCAGUGAGAGGAUAGCUAACGGCCAGGAGAAAUAGAGUGGAAAAUGCAAAACAACGAAAUCAUAAAACCUGCCAAAUACUUCUCAGAAUUGGAAAAGAGCAUCCUGCUUGCUUUGGUCGAAAAGUACAAGUAUGUGCUGGAAUGUAAGAAAAGUGAUGCGCGCACGAUUGCCCUCAAGCAGCGGACCUGGCAGGCGCUGGCCCACGAGUACAACUCUCAGCCCAGCGUGUCCCUGCGGGAUUUCAAACAGCUGAAGAAGUGCUGGGAGAACAUCAAGGCUCGGACGAAAAAAAUUAUGGCCCAUGAAAGGAGAGAGAAAGUGAAACGCAGCGGCAGCCCACUUCUGAGUAGCCACGUGCUGGGGAAGGAGAAGAUCGCCAGCAUGCUGCCCGAGCAGCUCUACUUCCUGCAGAGCCCUCCCGAGGAAGAGCCCGAGUACCACCCCGAUGCCGCCGCCCAAGAAUCAUUUGCUGUUUCAAAUAGAGAACUGUGCGAUGAUGAGAAAGAGUUCAUACAUUUUCCAGUAUGUGAGGGGACCUCUCAACCUGAACCCUCGUGUUCAGCUGUCAGAAUAACAGCCAAUAAAAACUACAGGAGCAAAACCUCUCAGGAAGGUGCUUUAAAAAAGAUGCAUGAGGAAGAACACCAUCAACAAAUGUCCAUCUUACAACUGCAGCUGAUACAAAUGAAUGAGGUGCAUGUGGCCAAAAUCCAGCAGAUAGAGCGAGAGUGUGAGAUGGCAGAGGAGGAACACAGGAUAAAAAUGGAAGUUCUCAAUAAAAAGAAGAUGUAUUGGGAAAGAAAACUACAAACUUUUACCAAGGAAUGGCCUGUUUCCUCAUUUAACCGGCCCUUUCCCAAUUCACCCUAAGACUGUGAGGGUGGCUCCCUUGUGGUUUUGUUCUGUAUUGGCAAAGAAAGUCUGGAACAAGAACUUGCGGUCAGUAACCUGUAACAGAGCUACAACUAGGAAACGUAGAGUGGUAGUAGUCACUUAUUUAAGAAUACGUUCAGGUAAACAGCUGCACCCUCUGUACCCCUUCCGUGGCCAAGAAGCUGUUAUAGUCUUCAGAAAAUUAUCACUAUGAGUGCUAUCAUUCUGAAUGUAGUGUCUCUUAAUUAGAAUUCAUACAAGAACCCUGUGUGAGUGUUGUAUUUUUUUUUUAAUCCAAUGCAAGUGUGACUAUAAAGGAGUGUGGCUGAUUUUUUUUUUUUUUUUUUUUUUUUUUUUACCAGACAGUAGAACUUUUCUGUCCCAAUGAUGCCCUCCCAUUGAACGUGGCUGUCCCAGGAGGCCCCACGUCUCUCCAAGUGGUAAAGCUGUCGCUCAGCACUUGCUAGAGGUCUUUAGGGAACCUCCAUGAGAGCUGCAGCACCUCGUUCAUUUUCCAGUCGUAUCCUCUGAGUGUGGACUUUCUGAUUUUAUUUUAUUGUAUUACUUUAUUUUAUUUUUAAAUAUAUUUUUAUCGAUUUCAGAGAGGAAGGGAGAGGGAGGGAGAGAUAGAAACCCCACUGAUGAGAGAGACUCAUU
Molecule: messenger RNA, 3211 nt
Organism: Myotis myotis
Lineage: Eukaryota; Metazoa; Chordata; Mammalia; Chiroptera; Vespertilionidae
Gene: MSANTD3
Product: Myb/SANT DNA binding domain containing 3
Exons: 3
Coding region: 1724-2551 (275 amino acids)
Source: RefSeq, a predicted model, not a curated record